Molecule: messenger RNA, 4668 nt
Organism: Hepatospora eriocheir
Lineage: Eukaryota; Fungi; Microsporidia; Hepatosporidae
Source: the annotation of a GenBank genome assembly
AUGUUUAAUACAUCUGAUAGCAUAACAAAGAGAAUUACAUCUAUACAAUUUGGGCUUUUUGAUCCAGAUGAAAUAAGAAGGGGUUCUGUGUGUCAGAUAAUGCAUUCGGAACUUAUGGAGUCUGGUGUACCAAAAGAUGGUGGUUUACUUGAUCUGAGAAUGGGUACAAUAGAUAAACAGUUUAGAUGUAAGACAUGUGGUUGUAAUAUGUUUGAGUGUGUUGGUCAUUUUGGGCAUAUUGAAUUAUGUAAACCAAUGUUCCAUGUGGGUUAUAUCAACAGUGUAAAGAAAUUGUUAGAGUGUAUUUGUUUCUAUUGUUCAAAUUUGAAAGGAAAAAUUCCAAAGAACAUCAAAUCAUUGGAUGAAGCAUGGGAACUACUAAAGAACAAAUCUAUAUGUGGGAGAACAAAUGCAAAAGGGGAUAAAAUAGGAUGUGGAUGUAAACAGCCUAUCAUUCGUAAAGAAGGACUUUUCUUAGUAGCCAUAAUGAGAAAUUCUACAAUUGAUGGUGAAGGCAGAGAACGUCUUUCUGGAAAAUCAGUUUGGAAGAUUUUCAAGAAAAUUAAAGAAGAAGAUUUUGAGACUUUAGGAUUUAGUGCUAAAAAUUCUAAACCUGAGAAUCUUUUAUUGAGUGUGAUACUUGUUGCUCCUCCUUCAGCAAGACCUUCUGUUCUUUCAAGAGGAUUGAGAUCUGAAGAUGAUAUUACGUAUAAGUAUACUGAUAUCAUAAAAAGUAACGGGUAUUUGAAGAAAUAUGAAAUAGAGAGUGUUCCUAAACACGUUGCAAAUGAUUAUGAACAACUAUUGCAGUAUCACAUAUUUACACUUAUGAACAACGAGGUCAGUGGUAUUCCUACAUCUACCCACAGUAGUGGAAGACCUCUUAAGUCAAUUACUUGUCGAAUUAAAGGUAAAGAGGGAAGAAUUAGAGGUUGUUUGAUGGGUAAAAGAGUUGAUUUUUCUGCACGUACUGUAAUUACUCCUGAUAGUAACAUUGAACUUGAUCAAAUUGGAUUUCCUAUUAAGUUAGCUAAAAUUUUAACAUUUCCUGAAAAAGUAACACCAUUUAAUAAUCAAAAGUUACAAAAAUGUAUUAAUAAUGGUCCAACUGAAUAUCCAGGUGCUAAUUAUGUAAUCAGAACAGAUGGACAGAAGAUUGAUUUAAAAUAUAAUAGGCAUGAUUUGCAGCUUGAAAUUGGAUCUAUUGUUGAAAGACAUUUACAAGAUGAUGACGUUGUUCUCUUCAAUAGACAACCUUCACUUCACAAAAUGUCUAUGAUGGCUCACAGAAUUAAGGUAAUUAACAGUAAAACUUUUACUGUAAAUCUUAGUGCAACUACUCCUUAUAAUGCAGAUUUUGAUGGUGAUGAAAUGAAUGUACAUGUACCACAGACUUAUUUAACCAAGGCCGAGCUUGUUUAUCUGGCAUCUGUAUCUAGGCACAUUGUUUCUCCACAAAGUAACAGACCUGUAAUUGGUUUUGUUCAAGAUACCUUAUUAGGAAUAAGAUUAAUUACUUUAAAAGAUACAAUGUUUACAAAAAGAGAGGCAAUGAAUUUAUUCUUUGCUAAUGGUAUUGAUUUCAAUAUUAAACCUGCAAUAAUGUCACCCGUAGAAUUAUGGACUGGAAAACAACUGAUUUCCGAGUUAAUACCUAAGAUUAACUUUUUUAAGGCAUUAGUUGAUAAUGAUGAUGUGUUGGUUUUAAAUGGUAUUUUGAUUUCAGGUGUACUGGAUAAAUCUAAUUGUAGUUCUGGACAGGGUGGACUUAUACAUAUAAUUUUUAAUGAUUUUAAUUAUUUAGAAGCCAAGAGGUUUAUUGAUAGAAUGCAAAGAAUUAUUGGUUUUUAUAUGUUGCAUUACAAUUCUUUUUCUGUUGGAAUUGGAGAUUGUUUGGUAGAUGAACAAAUAUUGAAUGAUUCUAAAAAAGUUGUUAAUAAAGCUAUUGCUGAUGUCGAAGACACAAUUACUGAUGCUAAGAAGGGGUUGCUUGAGAACGCACCAGGAUUAUCAUUAUUUAAUACCUUUGAAAGUCGUGUGAAUGUUAUUCUUAAUAAAGCUAGAGAUUUUAAAGGAACGUUAUCUUCUAGAAAUAAUUUGAAUGAAAUGAUACAGUCUGGAUCGAAAGGUUCUAGAAUUAAUAUGUGUCAGAUUACCUCAUGUGUGGGACAACAGAACGUCGUUGGUAAGAGAAUUAGUUUUAGAUUUAAGCAAAGAGCACUACCGCAUUUUCAUCGUUUUGAUUAUUCAGCAAUCCCAUGUGGAUUUGUACUUAACUCCUAUCUAACUGGUUUGCAACCUUAUGAAUUUUUCUUUCACGCUAUGGGAGGUCGUGAAGGUAUUAUUGAUACAGCUAUUAAAACUUCAGAGAUUGGGUACAUUCAAAGAAAGUUAAUUAAGACUAUGGAAGAUGCUAAAGUUUUAUUUGACUAUUCUGUUAGAAAUGCUUAUGAUAGCAUUUUUCAGUUUAAGUAUGGUGAUGAUGGAUUUGAUUCUAAAAAAUUAGAAUCAGUUAUAAUUGAUCGUAGUAAUAUGAAAGAAAGAUUUUUUAUUGAUAUGGUUGUUGAUUUAAAAUAUGAAAUUAAAGAUGUGCAUCCUGAUGUUUAUAGCUGUUUUAAGAAUGAUGUUGAAUUACAAAAAAAGCUUGAUGAUGAGUAUAAUUAUUUAAUCAAUAAUAAUUAUACUUCCUACAUAACACCUGUUAAUAUUCAAAGAUUGUUAAAGACUAAGUACACCAAUAACCCUAAAGAUAAAGGUAAUAUCAAUGAUCCAUUAAGUCCGUUUGUAAUUCUUGAGGUACUUGAUUCUUUUGCAUCUUUAUACCAAGAUAAUCCAGCACUUGUAUAUUACUUGAGAUACUCACUAGCUGUCAAAGAAACUAUUAAAAUGUCUAAAACAACUUUUGAAUGCUUAAUUGAUGAUAUUAACAAUAAGAUAGUAUCUGCUCACAUAUCAUUCUAUGAAAAUGUUGGUACUCUUGCAGCACAGUCAAUAGGACAACCUGCUAUUCAGAUGACAUUGAAUACCUUUCACCUUGCGGGAGUUGCAUCUACCAUUACAACUGGUUUGCCUAGAUUAGCAGAAAUAAUUAACUUAUCACAUAAACUGAGAACACCAUCAUCUAUUAUCUAUUUAAAGACAAAUACCAUUGAUGCAGCUAAAAUUACUAAAAAUAACAUCGAACACUUGUUGAUUAAAGAUUUCUGUAUAGAAAGUAAUAUUUUAUAUGAUUUUAAAGUUAAUAGUACCGAUAUUGCUGAAGACUAUGAUUUAGUUACUGGAUACUUUGAAAUGCCAGAUGAUACAAUUGAUUAUAAUUCUUUAGGCCCGCUAAUAUUUAGAUUUGUUCUAGAUCGUAAUGUGUUAGUAUCACGUGGUGUUCAAAUAGAAAUGUUAGUAGAUGAAAUUAACUUCUUUUUUAAUAAGUUGAAUAUUAAAACUCAUAUCAUUCAUUCUGAGAAUUAUGAUGAAAAACUAGUUAUUAGAAUUAGAUUUAUUAAAUCUAACGAACCCUGGGAGUUUUAUCAAAAUACUAUGGAUUUGUUGCUUAAUCACUACAUAUCAGGUAUUAGAAAAAUUAAAAAAGCUUAUUUAGUUCAGGGAAACAAUGAGUGGUAUUUACAAACUGAUGGUAUUAAUUUCAUAGAUACUUUAUCUUUUGAAAAUGUAGAUGCUGAGAGGUCAAUGGUUAAUGACUUUAAUGAAAUCUAUGCUACACUUGGUAUUGAAGCAGCAAGAGAGUCUAUUUUUAGAGAAAUCAUACAAGUCAUUGAAGGGAAUGGUUCUUAUAUUAACUAUAGACACAUUGGUUUACUUUGUGACAUUAUGACAUCCUGUGGUUUUUUGACUGGUAUUACUAGACAUGGUGUGAGUAGAGCUGUCAAGACAGGUGCCCUUAAUAGGUCAUCAUUUGAACAGCCAGUUGAUGUUUUUCUUAAUACUGCAAUUAAUGCUGAGUUUAAUGAAGCUAAGGGAGUAUCUGAAAAUGUAAUGAGUGGUCAGCUCGUAAACUGUGGAACUGGUGCUGUUGAAAUUUACUUGGAUUUUGAUAAGUUAAAAGAAUUUAACAAGGAUGAGGUUGAUGAUGAUAGCUUUGAGGGUGCUUUAGAUCAGAUUAAUGCUCCUGAUAUUGAUUUUAUUAGCAAUUCAUCUGCCUUUUAUAGUGAAUUUACAGAUAUGAACACAAUGAAAGGAUUUUCACCCGAUUAUAGUGCCAAUGCUCCAUAUUCAAUGACUUUGCAAUCAACCACUGCUCCUUAUAAUUCGGCAACUUUCAGAGCAGAUUCAUCAACAUUUAAUCCGACGUCUAAUAAUUUCAAUAUGGUUGGUUCUAGCCGAGCAGCAUAUUACAAUCCUUCAAUAAGAUCUAAUUUGUCUCCUUAUCAGUCUAGAAGUGUUGGUGACAUUAUGUAUGGUAGUGGUAAUCGAUCAACUUAUGAAAAUAGAUCAUCAUAUGGAAGCUCUCCAGCAGCUAAAUUUAGUGGUUUAAGCAGUAAUAGAUAUCGUCCAUCAUCAGGUAGUCCAGGUAGUUCACCUUAUGCUAAUAAUAGCAGUACUGCUUAUUCUCCAGGAUAUCUAGGAUACAAUCCUGAUAUAGAUUAUAAUAACAGUUAUUCACCUGGUCACUACUCACCUGGUUCUUACAAGAAAGACAGUGAAGAUAAAUAA